Messenger RNA from Andrographis paniculata, 1056 nucleotides. Its product is annotated as protein RKD2-like. The transcript has 4 exons. Gene Ontology annotation, molecular function: DNA-binding transcription factor activity. Lineage: Eukaryota; Viridiplantae; Streptophyta; Magnoliopsida; Lamiales; Acanthaceae. Bases 1 to 1056 code for a protein of 351 amino acids. The record is from RefSeq and is a predicted model, not a curated record.
AUGGAUGCUCAAAAGUGGAAUUGUUGCAUUGGUAAUGAAACUGUAGUAACAGCCAAACAAGAGUUUCAAGACAUGUUCUGCAAUCCACUUCCACCAUUGCCAAUGGAACCCUUCGAUUACAGCAAUGGAUUUGAAGAUUUGAAUAUUGACUGGGAUGGCCUUCAGAAUGCACUUCUUGAUGCUGCUCCAAUGGCGGCCGAUGUGUAUCAGAAUCAAGCUGAUCCCUUUUAUGCUCCAUUCGAUACUCCUCUGCAGAAAAGUUCAUUCAAUCCUGAAGCUUUCAUGAGUCCCAACAUUGGGAGUGGAGAAUUAGGGUUUCUUGAUGAUAUGAUUUUAGGGUUUCCUCAACCUCAGCCAACAUUGCAACAAUUGAUACUUGAAAACAGCAGUAUCAACUAUAUGCCGACGGCCCCAGUCGAAGCCAAUCGAAUGAUGGCACCAAUUGAGGAGACAAUUAAACAAGAAGACAAGAAAAACCUUCAAAAAUCGAAAGAACCGUCCAAAGUUAGUGAGAAAAGCUCGAACAGGCUGUCGAAGGAAGUCAUUUCUCAGUACUUCUAUAUGCCGAUAACCAAAGCAGCAUGCGAACUUAAUGUUGGCUUGACCUUGCUAAAGAAAAGAUGCCGCGAGUUGGGCAUAAAGAGAUGGCCUCAUAGAAAACUCAUGAGCAUCCAAACCCUAAUCAAGAAUGUCCAGGAACUAGGGAGAGACGAGGAAGAAGGGAAGCUCAAGGAGUAUAUCGGCAGUCUUGAGCACGAAAAGAGAUUAAUGGAAGUGGUUCCCGACUUACAGCUUGAAGACAAAACGAAGAGGUUAAGACAGGCAUGUUUCAAAGCGAAUUACAAAAAGAGAAAGUUGAUGGGAAUGGUCGAAUCUUCGUCCCGAGCUGCAAGUAGUGACUCCAACAAUAUUCAGGACAGUGAUGAAAUUACGGCGAAUGUUGUUAAUAGGUCGAGUGAGAUGGAUCUGGAUCAUUAUAUCGAUAGCGAUGACGAUGAACUCAAGUUUUUCUUCCCUGAAUAUUUUCACCCAAGCUCGAGUGGCAAAUUGUUCUAA